AUGCUUUUAGCGAAAGCUGCACAAAAGAAGAACUCUCCGAAAGGUCGUCCUACAAAAAAGCAUGGAGGUUCUCCAAUAGAAAAAACAAGAACCUCUUGGAACCCAGCCCUAGAGAAGAUUCUUGUUGAGUUAUUGCAUGAGCACAACACUCCUGAGUAUAGGGGUCAGAAUGGAUGGACUUCAGAAGCUCGGAACAAAAUCGUGAAGGAAUUCCAUGAGAAGGACAGAUAUGUCUGCUUAACAAAGUCCCAAAUCCAAGAAAAGGAGAAAGAGCUAAAAAGAGAAUAUAGGAUGCUGAAAGAGGCUAGAAAACAAAGUGGAGCUUCAUGGAAUAACCAGAGAUGCAUCAUUGAGGCUGAGCCUGCUAUAUGGAACAAUAUAAUCAUCUCAUUUCCUAAAGCCAAGAAGUUUCGCACCAAAUCUUUCCCUCUAUUUGAGGCCUUGGGAGAACUUUACGAUGGAUAUACUGCAGAAGGAACCUACAAUUUCACCUCAACUGAGCCAUUGCAACAUCCAAUCAUUACUCAAGUUGAGAGUGAUCAAGAUGAUCUUGGUAACACUGAGAUUAUAUUUCUAGAUUAUGAGGACACCUUGGCUUAUCAAGUACAAGAUGAUGUAGAUGCAACUGAAGAUGAUAAUGCAAAUGCUGAAAGGCUUAAAGAGAUGCCGCAUAGAAGGGUUGUUGCUGUACCAAGAAACAAAGAAGAAAAAGAACCCAAGAGGCAAAAGAAGAGUGUUGGCGUAGAAGGACUUAUGGAAAGGUACCUUGAUAUGAGGACCAAACAAACUGAAGAUGAGGCUGCACAAUUAGCAAGAGAAAAGGAGGCUCAUUUAGCAAGAGAAAAGGAGGCUCAGUUAGCAAGAGAAAAGGAGGCUCAUUUAGCAAGAGAAAAGGAAAGUAAUGAUUUUUCAAUCAAGAGGUGCAUAUCUGUUCUGAAUUCGAUGGAUGUGACAAAGGCAGAAAAGGUCAAAGCAUAUACCGUCUUCAAGAAUUCAGAGAACAGAGAGAUUUUUGUGAGUGCUUGUGAUGAGGAUCCAGAAUCUGCCUUGAGUUGGUUAAGAAGUGAGAUGGCUUGAAAGAGAUGGGAACACUGCAGCUGGGUGACUGAAGCUCAUGGUGGCAUUAGUGCUAAGCUUAAACACUUGCAUUCAAUUUGUAGUUUAGCUCUUAGCUGGCUACUUCUAUUUAUUCUAAAAAAACAACUGAACUGUAACCAUUUUUAUUACUUUGUGACACUUUCAUGUAUGCAUUUGUGAACGUACAGCAUGCAUGUGUGUUUUCCCUGUGCUAAAA
Molecule: messenger RNA, 1294 nt
Organism: Oryza sativa Japonica Group (Japanese rice)
Lineage: Eukaryota; Viridiplantae; Streptophyta; Magnoliopsida; Poales; Poaceae
Source: RefSeq, a predicted model, not a curated record